This is a messenger RNA of Thermothielavioides terrestris NRRL 8126, 429 nucleotides long. RefSeq lists its product as uncharacterized. NCBI's taxonomy places the organism in Eukaryota, Fungi, Ascomycota, Sordariomycetes, Sordariales, Chaetomiaceae. The annotation marks the transcript as partial. The transcript is spliced from 2 exons. Gene Ontology annotation, cellular component: cytoplasm; phagophore assembly site membrane; Atg12-Atg5-Atg16 complex. The record is from RefSeq and is a predicted model, not a curated record. Gene Ontology annotation, biological process: C-terminal protein lipidation; autophagosome assembly; autophagy of mitochondrion.
UCCAACUCCAACUCGGCGCCGGCCUCGCCGGUCCUCGAAGGCCGCGACUCGCCGGACCUGCCGCUGACGAUGACGGCGUCGACCGUGCUGCAGGCGCUGCCGCGCGACGCGACGGCCGCGCUCGCCGAGGCCGUAGCCGCCGCCGCGUCCUUCCCGCAGGAGAAGGUGGUGGUGCGCUUCAAGCCGGUGGGGUCGGCGCCGCCGGUCCGGCGCGAGCUGGUCAAGGUCGCCAGCGCGCACAAGUUCGAGUCGGUCGUGGCCUACCUGCGCAAGACGCUCCGGGUCGCCGAGACCGAGAACGUGUUCCUGUACGUCAACAGCACGUUCGCGCCUGCGCUGGACGAGGUGGUGGGGAAUCUGUGGCGGUGCUUCAAGGACUCCAACGACCACCUCAACGUCUCGUAUUCAAUGACGCCAGCGUUUGGGUGA